CUUUGACUGAGAUUUGUUUCCGGAAAAACCUGUAUUCCAACGGUCGGGCUGAACAAAAUUACCCCUCACAGAUACAAGCAUGACCCUGCGGGGCGUCAAGCCCGCUUGACACGUUGUUCAAUCAUCACUGUGGAUUAUUAAGAUGGAACUCCAAACGUGAAUCUCCGUUGAAGAAACAGAGCAUCGUUGAAGUUGACUUUGCUGUAACAACAUGCAACUGUCUCCACCGCACAAGGUGAAUGCUCUCCCCUUUAAUCAUUCCCCAAACAACUGUCAGUUCCAACAUGGGCCCCUUGGAGGCUUGAUUUUGUUCGCUCACCAGACAUUUUUCCUUCGAGAGUACGUCAUAGUUGCUGUCGCCUCAUUUAUCUGCACUUCUUAUUCUCCAGAUUUUCCAAUAGUUUCGCCCGCCUCGAUUCCCGUUACUGUUGACAACCGCGAUGCGCAUGUCCUUAGGCAUACUGUACGAGGUAUUAUAACAGUACUUUCUAUGACGGCGAAGAUUGUCCAUGUUUGUUUACUCGUUCUUCGAGACAUGAUCCGCUCUCAGCAAGACUCCCUCACGUCAAACGCCUGGUCCAUCAUCUAUCUCGUGCGACUGAACUCUGCGACAUAA
Messenger RNA from Periconia digitata, 616 nucleotides. Lineage: Eukaryota; Fungi; Ascomycota; Dothideomycetes; Pleosporales; Periconiaceae. The record is from the annotation of a GenBank genome assembly.